UGUCUCCGCCGCUCCGGGAUUCGCUGCUCUCCUCCGCCGCUGUGUGACUCCUUUCCUCCCGGAGACAUGAGGCGGAAAGAGAAGAGACUGCUGCAGUUCGUAGGGCUGCUCGUGGCGGCUUUUCUCUUCUUUCCCAACGUCGGUCUGUGGUCUUUGUACAGGGACAGAGUGUUCGACAACUCGCCGGACGCGGUGGACGGACCGGGCGGCUUCCCGCCGAAUCAGGGGUUAAACCGGAUGGCAAAAGACCCUCAAGUGGGACACAACGGCGUGCAAAGGAAAGACUGGCAUGACUACGAAGCGAUCAGAAGGGAUGCCGCUCGAUCAGGUAACGGUGAACAGGGUAAGCCGUUCCCGUUGUCGGACGCUGACCGGGUCGACCAAGCCUACAGGGAGAACGGUUUCAAUAUCUUUGUCAGCGACCGAAUCUCCCUCAACCGUUCAGUCCCUGACAUCCGACAUCCAAACUGUAAAAAGAAGUUGUAUGUGGAGAAGCUGCCCAACACCAGCAUCAUCAUCCCAUUCCACAAUGAGGGCUGGUCAUCAUUGCUGAGGACUGUCCACAGUGUGUUGAACCGUUCCCCACCACAGCUCAUCGCAGAGAUCAUCCUUGUUGAUGACUUCAGUGACAAAGAUCACCUCAAGGGGGUCCUGGAGGAGUACAUGGUACGGCUGCCGAAGGUUCGAAUACUGAGGACCAAGAAGCGGGAGGGACUCAUCAGGACGCGCCUGCUCGGAGCUGGUGUUGCCAAGGGUGAAGUCAUCACCUUCCUGGACUCUCACUGUGAGGCAAAUGUCAACUGGCUGCCCCCACUGCUGGAUCGAAUCGCACAGAACAGGAAGACCAUCGUGUGUCCAAUGAUUGAUGUGAUUGACCACGACAAUUUUGGUUAUGAGACACAGGCGGGGGACGCCAUGCGAGGGGUGUUUGACUGGGAAAUGUACUACAAACGGAUCCCCAUUCCUCCUGAGCUGCAGAAAGACGACCCCAGUGAACCAUUUGAAUCCCCAGUGAUGGCAGGUGGACUGUUUGCAGUAGACAGAAAAUGGUUCUGGGAGCUCGGAGGAUACGACACCGGCCUGGAAAUCUGGGGAGGAGAACAGUAUGAGAUCUCCUUCAAGGUGUGGAUGUGUGGUGGUCGGAUGGAGGACAUCCCUUGCUCCAGGGUAGGCCACAUCUAUAGGAAAUACGUCCCCUACAAAGUUCCUGGUGGGGUCAGCCUGGCAAGGAAUUUGAAGCGUGUGGCAGAGGUGUGGAUGGACGAGUUCGCUGAGUACAUCUACCAGCGCCGGCCAGAGUACCGUCACCUCUCAGCAGGAGACAUGAUGGCGCAAAAGGACCUGAGAAAUCGCCUCAACUGCAAGAACUUCAAGUGGUUCAUGACCGAGGUGGCCUGGGAUCUGCAGAAAUACUACCCACCAGUGGAGCCCCCUGCAGCUGCAUGGGGAGAGAUCCGUAAUGUGGGCAAUGGCAUGUGUUUGGAGAGCAAACACUUUGUGUCCGGGAGCCCCGUCCGCCUGGAAAGCUGUGUGAAGGGGCGGGGCGAGGUGAGCUGGAGUCAUGGACAGGUUUUCACAUUCGGUUGGAGAGAAGACAUCCGAGUGGGUGACCCCUUGCACACAAAAAAAGUGUGCUUUGACGCAGUCUCCAACAACAGCCCUCUGACCCUGUACGACUGUCAUGGCACAAAAGGCAACCAGCUGUGGCGCUACAGAAAGGAUAAGAGCCUAUAUCACCCCAUCAGCAAUAGCUGCAUCGACAGUAACCCCAACGAGCGGCGCGUCUUCAUGAACACGUGUAACCCCCACUCUCCAAGCCAGCAGUGGCUGUUUGAGAGAACCAACACCACCGUGCUCGGGCACUUCAACCGUGACAACCACUGAGGCCUGCGGACAAACCGCGCUGCAACGUCCAUGAAAACGGAUCGCCGACAUGACUCUGCUGCUGUGAAAGGGGGUGCAAGGUUUAGAUUGACUCCAAGGUGCCGUAAUUUUGGCACUGAGGUGAUGGGUAUUUAUUUAUUUGGGUUAUUAGAGUGGGAACGUCUUAAACAAUUCAGUUUAGGUGAAGACUGAUUGAGGUUUGUUUAUUUGUGUGCGU
Thalassophryne amazonica is the source of this 2101-nucleotide messenger RNA. Its product is annotated as polypeptide N-acetylgalactosaminyltransferase 10-like. The transcript is spliced from 12 exons. Gene Ontology annotation, cellular component: Golgi apparatus. NCBI's taxonomy places the organism in Eukaryota, Metazoa, Chordata, Actinopteri, Batrachoidiformes, Batrachoididae. The record is from RefSeq and is a predicted model, not a curated record. Bases 67 to 1884 code for a protein of 605 amino acids.